Gastrolobium bilobum is the source of this 874-nucleotide messenger RNA. RefSeq names its product probable calcium-binding protein CML41. The record is from RefSeq and is a predicted model, not a curated record. Gene Ontology annotation, molecular function: calcium ion binding. Lineage: Eukaryota; Viridiplantae; Streptophyta; Magnoliopsida; Fabales; Fabaceae. The transcript has a single exon. The coding region runs from base 45 to 650 and encodes 201 amino acids.
UGUGCAACUUCAAUCUGUCGCACAGUGCAAUUACAAAGCACCCCAUGGAAUCCGGGGUUGUUUCCAAGUCCUCCAGAUGGUUAUUCUCAAAUAAGAACUUGUUCAAGUUAAGCUUUCCGUGCUUAACUCGUUCCACACCCAAAUCAUUACCAGCUAUGGAAAUUGGCACUACUACUACACCUCCCCUGAUUAGGCAUUCCAACGUGCACAGCGCAAAAGUCGACGAUGACAAGCUCAAAGAUGUUUUUGAUCACUUGGAUGUUGACAGAGAUGGUAAAAUUUCAAGCAAGGAGCUAAUGGAUUACUUUGCAUCCGUAGGGGAAUCCGUGAACCAUAAAGUGGCUAAGAGUGUGAUCAAUGAGUUUGACUCUGAUGGUGAUGAGUUGCUUGAUUUCGGGGACUUCGUCAGACUCAUGAAGCAAGAAGACAAUGGUGAGUUGGAGGAUAUUCUAAGAAGUGCAUUUGAGAUGUUUGAGGUUGAGAAAGGCUGUGGGUGCAUAACGCCCAAAGGCUUGCAGCAGAUGUUGCGUCAAUUAGGAGAUGUGAAAUCUCACGACGAGUGUGCGGUCAUGAUUCGAGCCUUCGAUCUUGAUGGCAACGGAUUCCUUGAUUUUCAUGAAUUUCAGCUGAUGAUGUCCUCAGCUAAUUAGGUUUUCCCCUCUCAUGAACUUCACUUUAAUGAGAGAAACCGAACACCCUUUUUCUUCUUCUUCUUUUUCUUUGACGUAAGACACACGGUUUAUUAUUGUGAAGACUGAGGUUGGGGCACCAGUUGUCUGUCAUUUUUUAGCCAUAGUUUUAGCUUGUCGUUUUUUUGUGUCACGAGUUCGCUUCCGUCUUCCGAAAGAUAUUAAGACUUGUUUGCUAUUCAAGA